Messenger RNA from Cyclopterus lumpus (lumpfish), 3473 nucleotides. Its product is annotated as calpain-5-like. The record is from RefSeq and is a predicted model, not a curated record. The transcript has 13 exons. Gene Ontology annotation, molecular function: calcium-dependent cysteine-type endopeptidase activity. NCBI's taxonomy places the organism in Eukaryota, Metazoa, Chordata, Actinopteri, Perciformes, Cyclopteridae. Gene Ontology annotation, cellular component: cytoplasm. Bases 248 to 2149 code for a protein of 633 amino acids. Gene Ontology annotation, biological process: proteolysis.
CUGACUCCAGCCUUCAGAUGAGUGAGGGCGGGUUGGAGCUCCUCCUGUGCGUGUUUUACUGUGACGGUUGUAAACUAAUUUAACUCACUUAAUUAGGGCUGAAAAGCUCCGCACAUCACCGACUUGACGACAGAGAAGGAAUACAAGAAAAACACACACUCCGAAACCCUCCCGGGAGAAGAGGGAGAGAACAGCCGCCUGAGCCACCCGGGGAGCGGACACUUAACCAAACAGUCUGUGCAGGAGGAUGGUGGUUCCAUACGAGGGCCAGUCUUUCUCUGCCCUGAAGAGGCAGUGUCUGCAAAGUGGAAGUCUGUUUGAAGACCCCCUGUUCCCCGCAACCGACCAGUCUCUGUUCUACCAGAGCAACCACAUCGGCCAUGUCACCUGGAAAAGGCCGAAGGACUUAUGCAGCAACCCCCAUCUGUUUGUGGACGGCAUCAGUGGCCAUGACCUGAACCAGGGCCAGCUGGGAAACUGCUGGUUCGUAGCCGCCUGCUCCAGUCUGGCCUCUGGAGGGACGCUAUGGGAGAAGGUGAUCCCUAACUGGAAGGACCAGGAGUGGGAUGAGUCCUACGCCGGGAUCUUCCACUUCCGAUUCUGGCGGUUUGGUAAGUGGGUGGACGUGGUGAUCGACGACCGGCUGCCCACGGUGAACGGGGAGCUGGUGUACUGCCACUCCAACGACAGCAACGAGUUCUGGAGCGCGCUGGUGGAGAAGGCCUACGCCAAGAUGUGCGGAUGCUACGAGGCGCUUGACGGGGGCAACACGGCCGACGCUCUCGUAGAUUUCACCGGCGGCGUUUCAGAGCCGAUGGACUUGAUGGAGAACGCCUUCAAAGACGACGAAGAGAAACGCAAUGAGCUGUUUGAGAGAGUCCUGAAGGUCCACGACAGAGGGGGACUCAUCAGCUGCUCGAUCCGGGCGACCACUGCGGCUGACAUGGAGGCCAGGCUGUCCUGCGGCCUGGUGAAGGGCCACGCCUACGCGGUGACGGACGUCCGCAGGGUGAGGCUGGGCCACGGCUUGCUGGCCUACUUCCGGUCUGACAAACUCACCAUGAUCCGCAUGAGAAACCCCUGGGGAGAGAAAGAGUGGAACGGGGCCUGGAGCGACAGCUCUGAAGAGUGGAAGAAGGUCAGUAAGAGUGAGAGGGAGAGGAUGGGCGUCACAGUGCGGGAUGAUGGAGAGUUCUGGAUGACGUUUGACGACUUUAUCGCCAACUUCACGGAUAUCAUCCUGUGUCGCCUCAUCAACACAUCCUACCUGAGCUUCCAUAAGACCUGGGCGGAGGCCGUGAUGCUGGGCUCCUGGCAGCGCCAUGACAACCCGCUUCUCAACCGAGCCGGUGGGUGCACCAACCAAAAGGACUCCUUCCUCCAGAACCCGCAGUACGUGUUUGACGUGAAGAAGCCGGAGGACGAGGUUCUGAUCUCUCUGCAGCAGGAAGACCGCAGAGCCACACUGAGAAAGGGACGAGGAGAAAACCUGGCUAUUGGCUUUGAGAUACACAGGGUGGAGUUCAACAGGAUCUUCCGUAUGCACGUCACCCAGCAGAAGGUUGGCGGGAGCGUCUACAUCAACUCGAGGUCUGUGUUCAGACGCAUUGAGCUGAUGGAGGGGCGGUACGUCAUCAUACCCACGACCUUUGACCCUGACCUGGAGGGAGUCUUCAUGCUCCGCAUCUUCACUGACUUGUCGUCCGACUGCAGGGAGUUGACUCUACAUGAACCUCCACAGACCUGCUGGUCCGGGUUGUGUGGUUAUCCCACUCUGGUCACUCAGAUCCACGUACUGAAUGCGAAUGGACUCGCAGGACAAGACUCUGAUGGAGUGUCGGACCCCUACGUGAUAAUUCGUUGUGAAGGAGAGAAGGUUCGCUCACCAGUCUAUAAAAACACACGCAGCCCCAACUUCGACAUCAAAGGGAUCUUCUACAGGAAGAAAGCCAACCGGCCAAUCAGAAUUGAGAUCUACAACCACAACGCGUUGAUGGACUCCUUCCUGGGUCAGGUGACACUUCCUGCCGAGCCGGGCGAAUUCCAGCAGACGCUCCACCUGAGGGACAAGGGCGAUCACCGCGACAACGACCUGCCGGGAACCCUCACUGUCGCAAUAGUGACCAGCACGUUGCUCACCAACAUCUGAGACACGCCACGGAAAAUAAAAUCGUCCACUCCGCUCAAGUUUUACCGCCCUGUAAGGGUUAAAUAUUUGGCACAAAUAGAGGGUUUACUUUUUGGAAUAUUACUUUCUAGAAGAAUACACAUCCCGCUGGAGGCCUGUGCGGAUCAAACCUGAUGCUCUCGCUGUGUUUUACCUGAGGCCCGUUACAAUACCUGUGUUGAAGGUGGAUUAUCCUAAAAAUAAUAUUUAGCUAGUUUCUAUACACGUUUACAUAUUAUUCUGUAAAAGACACAGGGCAUAUGCCUAUUUCUCAGGUCAAAAGUAACAAUCACCAACUAGGGCUGAUAAUUCAAUAUGAGAAUGUAUCAUCUUUCAAUGUAAUAAUAUUGUGAUGAAAUCCUAUAUCUAUAUCUUGUGAUAUUUUACCCUCAUUACAUUACAUUACAUGUCAUUUAGUUGAUGCUUUUAUCCAAAGCGACUUACAAUAAGUGCAUUAAACCAUAAGUCCAAACUCAGAACAACAAGAAUCAAGCAAGUACAAUUUCUUCAAUAACGUUAAACUACAGAGUACUAUCAGUAAGUGCCAUUUAAGUGCUAAACAACAAGUGCUAUCGGUAAGGGACAUUUAAGUGCUACUACGGCAUUUAAGUGCUACCUAUUCAAGGUAUAGUCUCCACAUUACCACAUUAUUUGUUAUCUAAGGUUAUUCAGUUAAGUCGAGUUCAUUUUAUUCAUAUAGCCCCAAAUAGUAAAUAGGAUAAGCGGUUCGGAUAAUAGAUUAGAUGAAAUUUAUUAUACUCAUUUUGGGGGCGUGGCUUUGGAGGGAGGCCUAAAGGGGGCUGUCGAUGUUGCCGACUUGGCAAAGUGUGUCGAAAAAAGUGUGCAUGUAAGCAUAGUCGGUGUUUAAAGUUCUUCAUGUUGUGUAUCGACCACUACUUAGUGUCAUUUGUAUUCUACUGUCUAUUUUACCCUUUUUCAUUUUAAUGUAUCCUUUUUUAAAUCCUGUAGAUGUGUCUUUUUAUAUGGGCCUCUUUGAUAUUGUGUCUCCUGUACACCACUUUGUAUUGCCUCGUUGAGAAGUUCUACACAAAUAUACUUGCCUUACAAAGUAGUAUAACAGUUGUUUAAACACAUCCAGCUCCAGAUUCUGCCAUUGUAAUAGCUUGCAUUGUUAUGUUUUCCAUAUCAUUUGUCAGAUGGUAAGUUUUCUCGUAAUGUGGCUUUUUGUUGUUGAUAAAAUGUGAAGUAUUUCACUCUGGGUGAAUACAAUGGUAUAUUUCGUCCGAUUACAAGUUGUAGUUUACAUUGUCAGAAUAUAUCAAAUAAAUAUAAAUACACACUGCCA